Messenger RNA from Caenorhabditis sp. 36 PRJEB53466, 608 nucleotides. The record is from the annotation of a GenBank genome assembly. Lineage: Eukaryota; Metazoa; Nematoda; Chromadorea; Rhabditida; Rhabditidae.
AUGGGUACGUUUCUUACUGCCAAUUUCACCUGCAAAAAUACAUUUUUUAGUUGAUGUUCCGAGAAAUUUCCGUCUGCUAGAGGAGCUGGAGGAGGGCCAGAAGGGAAAAGGAGACGGAAACAUCUCGUGGGGACUUGAGGAUGACAGCGACAUGACUCUCACCAGAUGGACUGCUUCGAUUAUCGGCCCGCCAAGAGUAAGCCCUUCAAUUAGUCUUCUAACUUCAUUUCGGUCAUAAAAUUGAUAGUUUAGACUACGCUGUUUCAUUCUUAUUGAUUUUCCAUAUUUCAGACUCCAUACGAAUCUCGCAUCUACAAUCUGCAAAUCCAGUGUGGACCGAACUAUCCGAGAGAGCCGCCAACUGUCCGUUUCUCCACCAAAGUUCAUAUGGUCGGCGUCAAUCAGAGCAACGGAACGGUGAGAAGAAGAUUUCGAAUAGUUUUCAGCUGAAAUGUUUACUUCAGAUCGAGAAAAGAAAUCUGGCGACGCUGCGGAACUGGAGCAACAAUUACAUGAUUAAGAACGUCCUCGAGGACAUCCGCAAGAACAUGAUGCUGGCCAAGGAGAACCUGAAGCUGCAGCAGCCAGCCGAGGGUGCCUUGUACUAA